Parus major (Great Tit) is the source of this 620-nucleotide messenger RNA. RefSeq names its product epithelial discoidin domain-containing receptor 1-like. The transcript is spliced from 4 exons. Lineage: Eukaryota; Metazoa; Chordata; Aves; Passeriformes; Paridae. The record is from RefSeq and is a predicted model, not a curated record. Gene Ontology annotation, biological process: multicellular organism development; positive regulation of kinase activity; protein phosphorylation. Gene Ontology annotation, molecular function: protein tyrosine kinase collagen receptor activity; collagen binding. Gene Ontology annotation, cellular component: signaling receptor complex. The coding region runs from base 117 to 620 and encodes 167 amino acids.
GGGAUUCAGGGUUGGAAAACCCCAGUCCUGAUUUGGCCACGCCCCUCUCUGACCACGCCCCUCCCCUCCCAGCCAAUCCGGCCUAUCGGCUGCUCCUGGCCACCUACGCUCGGCCAAUGGGAGGCCUCGCCCGAGCCCCGCCCGAUGGCACCAAACCAAUCAAUACCGACGGUGAACCUGAGGGGGGGGCGGGGGCUUACGCCGAGGCUGACGUCACCGGAGGCUCCGCCUACGCGCUGGCUGGCCCCGCCCAUGGCCCCGCCCACGGCCCCGCCCUUCCCUCCUUCCCCCGGCAUCGCCUCCGCUUCCGGGAGAAGCUGGGGGAGGGGCAGUUCGGAGAGGUGCUGCUGUGUGAGGUCAUCGCCCCCCACACCCUGGACCUGGCCACGCCCACAGGGUCAGGCCACGCCCCCCCGGCCGAAGGGCGCCCCCUGCUGGUGGCGGUCAAAGUGCUGCGGCCGGACGCCACCAAGAACCAGUACCUGCCCUGCCCCCCCGGCUGCCCCCCCGCCCUGCACCGGCUGAUGUUGAACUGCUGGGCCCGAGAGGCGGCCGAGCGGCCGGACUUCGGCCACCUGCACCGGACACUGAGUGACCACCGGGCUCUGACCCCUGAGUGA